AUGACGAGCCAGUUCCUAGUGUGGAACGCACAGGGUGUGGCGAAUGCCCGCACCAAGAGACAUCUGAGAUAUUUGAUCCGAGAACACAAGAUUUUGUUUGCUGCAGUGAUUGAACCACAGAGGACACCGCCAGCUUUAGGCCGAAAUUUCCACGGCCUUCGGUUUGCAGGAUCUAAUGAAAGUGGUCACAUUUGGAUUCUUGCCCAUGAGGAUUGGACAGUGGAAGUGGUAGAUGACUCGAGACAGGCUUUACACGUUAAGGUUUCUGCUGCAAUCUUCCCCUUCCCGAUCUAUAUUACCAUUGUCUAUGGGAGACACAUGAAAGAGACGAGACAAGCACUUUGGGAAAAGCUGGGAGAUCUCUCGCUGGUCAUGGAGGGCAGACCGUGGCUAGUGGGUGGAGAUUUCAACAUGUUCCUGACCAAUGAAGAGAGACAUGGGAGUAAUACAGAUAGACACAGAGACAUGAUGGACUUUGCCGAUGCUAUUGCCGAGUGCCCGCUGAUAGACCUGGGUUUUGAUGGACUGAUAUUCACGUGGCACAGGGGGGCUUUGGGAAAGGUUGGACCGCAUCUUGAUUGGAGAGCACUGGACUUCAGUUUUUGCAACUACUCGAGUGACACACUUGGCGAGAUUUAG
Salvia splendens (bonfire salvia) is the source of this 639-nucleotide messenger RNA. RefSeq lists its product as uncharacterized. The record is from RefSeq and is a predicted model, not a curated record. The coding region runs from base 1 to 639 and encodes 212 amino acids. NCBI's taxonomy places the organism in Eukaryota, Viridiplantae, Streptophyta, Magnoliopsida, Lamiales, Lamiaceae. The transcript has a single exon. Gene Ontology annotation, molecular function: catalytic activity.